This is a messenger RNA of Erigeron canadensis, 1266 nucleotides long. RefSeq names its product putative F-box protein At3g10240. Gene Ontology annotation, molecular function: protein binding. Lineage: Eukaryota; Viridiplantae; Streptophyta; Magnoliopsida; Asterales; Asteraceae. The coding region runs from base 1 to 1266 and encodes 421 amino acids. The transcript has 2 exons. The record is from RefSeq and is a predicted model, not a curated record.
AUGUCGUCCGAAUAUAUCCCAUUAGAAGUUGAGGCGGAAAUCUUGAAGAGGCUUCCUGUACAGUCGUUACUCCGAUUCCGAUCAGUCUCAAAACCAUGGAAGCGUGUGAUUGACAGCCCAGAUUUCGUUGUUUCUUAUGGCGUUCGUCAUCCCCGGCCCAGUGGUUUUAUUGUAAGUCACGAAGAUGCUUUUAUUGUUAAUGAAUAUAGACAUUACCGGUUUUUUGUUGAUGAUGGUCCUAGUUUUGUUCCUGAUUAUUUUGUUCCCCCUGUUCCUUAUAAUGACCUCCUUUUAUUGCGCGACGGUCAUCCUUGUCUAGUCGGUAGCUCUCACGGUUUGUUGUGCUUCAAGACAAUUUAUCACGAACGUAUGUAUGAUGAUUAUCACAAACGUAGGUAUGAUGAUUCUUCGUCGGAAUUAUCACUAGAGAUGGUUGUUCUUUGGAAUCCUUCCAUUAGGAAAUCCGUUCGUAUUCCAGUGCCAUUUAUGUAUGAUUCCCCGAAUACAAGUUAUAAUGUUGUUAAUGCUUUUGGUUUUGGGGUUUGUCCUGUCACUAAUGAUCCAACUAUUCUCAAGAUAAAGUGGAUGGAUAAGCCCGGGAUUAGCCCUUGGAGAGUUCGAGUUUUUACUUUGAGCACCGGGACUUGGAACAUUCUAUCUACCAAUCUGCCCCGCGAUUCAAUUCAACUUAGAGGAUCUCAGGUCGUUAUCGAUAGGUUCAUCUAUUGGCUUGCUUUUGAUAGGAUUGAACGUAGAGAUGGUCGAGAUCUAUUACAUUUUCUGAUCAUGUCUUUUGAUUUGACUGCCAAAGAAUUUAAAGAGAUUAAUCUCACAGGUAGUUUAACCCACUGGCGUUGUGGCAUUGAGAGUAUAUCUAAGCUACGGGAGUCUCUUGUUUUGCUUGGAUAUCAUAGAGAGUUUAAGCGACACCCAUCAGUUUGUUGUCUGUGGAUGAUGACAAAGGAACAAGGUGGUAAUAGCUCGUUUACAAAGCUAUACAACAUCAAUGUGCCACAUGCCAAAGUAAAGACAGUGCUAGGAUUUAGGAAAACGGGUGAACUUAUACUAGUAACAAAACAAGAAAGUUUCCGUGGUUCCAAGCUUGAAAUAUACGAUCCCAACUCAGAAGCCAAUGUUAAUCUUGAUAUGCAUGGAGAAGAUUAUUCCUUCUUUAUGUGUUCUUAUACGGAAUCACUCUUUUUGCUUGAUCAGUUUUCUGAUUUUACUGGGUUUUGUGUGGUUGAUGUAAAUGAGGUUUUGGAAUGA